AUGGAUUUAUAUGACAAAAAUACUAAAAAAAGAAAAAGAAACUUCGAGCUUAUAAUAUCACCUGGAAAUGAAGAAGACGACGUAGAUUUAACUGAAAAAGAUAAAAAAAACAAAUUAAUAAUCAGCGAUGUCGAUUGCAAAAGUGUACCAUGUCAACAGAAGGACUCGCAAAUAAAAAAAGAGAGUGACGAGAAAAAUAGAUUUGCUCUAAAGGGGCAAAAGGCCGAUGAAGAAGAUGAUCAAGUGAAAGAAAUAAUCAACUUGGAUGGUGAUUAUGAUAAUUAUAAAUUAGAGGCAAAAAAAAAGAAACAAAUGGGAAAAAACGAACGAGCACCCAAUUUUCCAUUUACAACCGCGGAAAUAAAAUUAGAACACGCACAGGAAUUAAUUAAAAAAUGCUACGACGCGUGUAAUAGCAACAACAUGCCCAGAAAAAAUAAAAUGAUGAUAUUACAAAGUGGAAAAUUAACAAAAGUGGAAAAUAAGUGUAACCGCCUCAUGAAAGGAAAAAAAAAAAAAAAAAAAAAAUCCGCAGACCAUCUUUCGAACAAUAGCAUUUAUAAAAACAUAGAAGAAAUACCUGUGAUCCAAACAACAAUGGAAGAAUUAUCAAAUCCAAUUUUAUUUUUCGAAAAGUAUAAUUCCAUUGGACUAAAAUAUGGAGCAAUGAAGGUAAAACCACCCAAUUUUUUCGAACCACAAUUUAACUCGUACUACCUAAAUAUGAAAUUUAAUAUACGCAAACAGAAAAUCAACGAACUCAAACAUGGGAAGGAAUUUGAGCACCCUGAGGAGUACUGGUCCUUGUAUGAUGUGUACAAAUAUAACAAAAUGCUAGAGAAGAGGUACCUACCGGAAGAAAAAGCAAGCUUAGAAUAUAUCGAAAAGAAAUAUUGGGAAAUCAUCAACAAAGGGAAUGAGGAAGUCAUUUCUAUAUAUGGUGCCGAUUUGCCCGUAUCAAGGGAUCAUCCUACUUGCCUAUUUCAUAGAAACCUAAAAAGGCAUAAGGACUCAGGGAGGAAUGGCCAUGGUAGUGACAUUAGCGCUGCAAACGGGACCAGAUGUAGCAGUACCAAGAGUGGGACCACUGAAUCGUCGUGUGAGUCGAGCAUCGAUUAUCUGAAAAGGGGAGAAGAAGGGAACGAUGUUUUAUUCUAUAAGGGUGAGUGCAAAUAUGCAAUGUGUAAAAACCCUAAGAGCGCGAAUGUGUCAUCAUCUGUGCAUAAACUGAAUAAUGACAUGAGCCUUUCGCAUCCGUUGGGGAAUAGAGGUAAAAAAAGUACAAGCAAUUGCUUUAAUAGUCACAGCUCUAAUGGGGACAGUGCCAAUGACCAAUGUAACAGUGAAUGUGCAAAUGCUGACUACAACAAUGACAGUGCAAAUAAAGAAGAGAUAGUUAGUGGGCAUAAAGAGGAUAUAAUAGAUGUAAUUAACAUUUCUGAUCCAGAAAAUGUCAUGAAGGACGAGAACUAUGUGGAUAAUAGAGAGCACGGAAUAAAGAAUAGCGAGGAUGACAUUCUUUUCGGGAGCGAUCGAAAAAAGGAUCACUGUGAUCAUUUAAGGCAUAGUAUCAAUGGAGUCGCUAUUGAUAGAACCCCCCCCAUUUGUGCAAGUGGUAUAAACAAAAUUGCUAGCACUGAAGGAGGUGUGCACCAAGGCACCAGUGGUAAAAAUGAUUGGAGUGAAGGCACCUCCUAUGCAGGGGCGAAAAAUUGUCAUAAUUGCAGUGAAACAUAUGCAAGAGACGUAAAGCGCGAUGAAGUGUUUAUGAAGCAGAGAGAAAAGUACUACUCCGAAAUAAAUAAUGUAAUUAAAAACAUAAAUGAAAAUAUGAAUAUAAAAUCAUUGCCCUUUAUAAAAGGAUCGAUGCUACGAAAUGUAGAUGUAUCGAUCGAGGGGGUUAACAUUCCAUGGUUAUAUGUCGGAACGCUCUUUUCCUCCUUCUGUUGGCACACAGAAGAUAAUUAUUUCGCUUCUAUAAAUUAUCAGCAUUGGGGGGAACCCAAAAUAUGGUACGUCAUACCACCUCUAUACAGUGACAAGGUCGAAGAUGUUAUUUAUGAAUACUUAAAAGGGAGCAGUAAUCAAGAUGAUGUGUUGAUGGAAGGUGCCAAAGGAAAAAUGAAAAAAAAGAAGCGCAGAAAUUUAUUCAAUAAUUCCAAUUUAAAAAAAAAACUCAAAGAAGAGAGCUCUAUUGUACAAAUUAUAAGAAGUGAGCAAAGGCUAAAAAAUUUGCGCAUUUCAAAAAAUAACCCGAAAUUAACCUCUACGAAUCGUAUUACCGCUGGAAGUACGAGCACCUCCAAUGCUGUAAUGGCUAGCACUAGCGCGACUUCAACUACUAUGGCUAGAAAUAGCCACAGCAGCAGUAGCAGUACUAGCAGUAGUACGACCACGAGCGCUAGCCAUAAAAGAAUGGAAGAUAAUUUACUCCUUAUAGAUGUGGAUAUAAAUAAUGCACAUUUGAUAUACAGAAAAUCAUAUUUGAAUUACAAAAUUGUGGAUAGAAAUGAAAUUAAUUUUAAAAAGGGCAAUCAUAAAAAUAAAAUUUACAAAUUAACCAUUCAAGUUCCAAUUGAGGUUUUUCUUAAAAAUAACAUUCCCGUUUAUAAAAAUAUUCAAAGAAAAAAUGAAUUCAUUUUCCUAUGGCCUAAAACCUUUCAUGGAGGUUUUAAUUCAGGCUAUAACUGUAAUGAAGCUUGCAAUAUUGCCCCUACAUUUUGGCUAUUUUAUGGCCUACAGUCAUAUUACAAUUACAAAUAUUUUAGAAACACUUGUAUAUCCAUCCAUUUGAUUUUAUUUUCAAAUUUACUCCAUUAUCAAGAAUAUACCUUUAGUCAACUCAAGCAUAUUAUAUACUCCUUGCGUUAUAUACUAACUGAUGAGUACAAAUUUUUUAAGGAAAGUAAAACGUUAUUUAUAGAGUUCACGCUAAAUCGCGAUGCACUUUUAAAUAAUAAGCUUAUAAAUUAUUCAAAACACUUAGGGCUAGAUUUGAAUAAAAUGUACGCGAAUUUCGAAUGCCACAAAAAUAAGCCCUUCUUUUUCCAAAAUAUUAAGAGUAAAUUGGAAUUUUUUUACAAGGAUUGCGAUGCCUGUAAUGCCCCCACCUUCAACAGUUCAAUUAUAUGUCCCCACUCUAAUGACAUUCUAUGUAUUCAUUGCUCCGAAGAACAUAGCUGUAAAUGCAAAUUAAAGGUUGCAUUAAAAAGAUAUACGCUUCUAGAAAUGAUGAAAAUUUUGACCCUCCUAGUUCACUAUGCUAAUAAAAUUAAAGCGCAUGGUGAAAAGGAUGUGCAAAUUGACGACAUUCCUGAUUACAAUUCUUUGAAAAUUUUUGAAGACAAGAACUCAAUUAAAAUAUAUAACUUAAUUCGAGAGACAAGAAGGAUAGAUCUCGAGAGGAGAUCCAAAACGACAAAUUAUAGAGACCUAGAAAAUUACUGCUUAGAAAAAUUAAACAACAAUAGCAAGGAGAAAAACAAGAGGGAAAAGGCAAAGAAUGAAAAGAAUAUUGUGUUGGAUGAUUACUACACAAGUUCAAACCAUUUUAAGACCAAGUUGACCUUGAAAUAUUUUCUUCUAACAUACGAAGAAGAGAUGGAAGAUAAUCCUUUGAAAAUUUUACCAAAACUUCUAGUUUAA
Molecule: messenger RNA, 3645 nt
Organism: Plasmodium knowlesi strain H
Lineage: Eukaryota; Apicomplexa; Aconoidasida; Haemosporida; Plasmodiidae
Product: JmjC domain-containing protein, putative
Exons: 4
Coding region: 1-3645 (1214 amino acids)
Biological process (GO): chromatin remodeling
Cellular component (GO): nucleus
Molecular function (GO): histone H3K4me/H3K4me2/H3K4me3 demethylase activity
Source: RefSeq, a predicted model, not a curated record